CUCUCUCUCUCUCUCUCUCUCUCUCUCUCUCUCUCUCUCCGCAUGAGCGUCAAAAAAGUAACAUGCAUCAAUAGUAAAUAUUGUUAAAGUACGUAACCUGUUUCAGUGAGUGAUACGUUUAGUGACAUAGCUUACAGCAAAAACUUUCCAACAACCAUUUAAUGUGUUUUAUCAAAAAAUGUAUGUUGUUCGACAAAACAUGCAUUUAUAAUAAUUUAUAUAUAUAAAAAAGAACAUCAGUAUUUUAAGGCAAAUUACUAUAUGGAAUCCUCGAGAACCAACAUUAACAGACAACAUUUUAGGAACACGAAUAUAACAAUUAUGAUGUCUUGUAAUCGAGUUAUAAGUUGAACAAAUGAAUGGUUAUAAUGGUAAAAUUGUUUGGUUAAAAAUAUAAGCAGCAUUCAGAGUUUUAAUAAAUAUAUAAACCGAUAUCCAGAAAGAUAUUUAAGUAAAGAGAGUUUUGCCAGCAGACGCAGUGACAAUCAUGUGACUUCAAUAACCAGACACCAGUACAACUGAGAACAGACAGAAAUUGCUUUUAUAAUUAAGUUUUAUUUCAAAUUAGUCUUUGAAAAUCAUAGAAGAAAAAAAAGGUAUUAAGAAAUGUGCCGUGUGGGUAAAGUUCUAUCUUGCUUUCUUUGCUCGUUUUAAUUUUAUUUUUACGAACAUUUCUGUGAAUAUGACAGACAUUUGUUUAUUUUCCUCAUGCAAAAGUAAAAUUCGUCAAAACUAUUCAAAUAUACGUACUGUUGCGGACAAACAACGACAGGGCAACGGAAGAUACAAGUCAAAUUGUUUGCGAGCGCUCAGCCUUCUAAACACAACAAUGACGAAAUAAUGACGUCACUAGGUCUCCGACGUAACGUUCACAGUCCACAGUCUUGUGAAGUUUAUGGGAGUUUUGUAAAUAAUCAUGAUCAUGAUUUGAAAAACCGCGGCCCAUGUACGUCUAGAACGUGAGAACGGAUCCAUGAGGCAGAUUUCGAAAGUUUGGAAGGAUGAACAACUCGACAGCGGGGAGCUGUGUGAAUAUUCUGUCCAGCACUGCGUUUCCCCGACAUGUAUAUGGAACUCCAGUGGUAGUUGUUAUCAUCGCUCUGCUAACCUGCAUCACUGUUUUAGCAAUCGCUGGAAACUCACUGGUCAUCACCGCCGUCAGAACGUACACUCGACUGCAGACACUGACCAACGCUUACGUGGUGUCCUUGGCCAUAGCGGACAUAAGUGUGGGCAUCUUGGUGAUGCCGUUGGAGAUCUACAAACAUGCGUCGACCAAGGAGUGGAACCUGGGGCACCUGUCGUGCCUCUACUUAUACAGCGUAACCAUCAUGAUGUGCACGGCGUCCAUAUACAACAUCGUCUGCCUCACCAUAGACCGAUACACAGCCACAUGCAGACCUCUUGAGCACAGCCAGACGUCGCAACAUUCGGUGAUUAUGCUGAUUCUCGGAAGUUGGUUGUCGCCCAUCUUUCUGUCCUUCGUUCCCGUGAUGACCGAAUGGCACACCAUCGGUAUAGAGGACAAGGUCAACUGCAUUCAAUUCCUUGGGAAUAACAGAGUCUGCUUUGUGAUCAUCAACCGCCAGUUCGCCGUCAUAUUGUCCGUGUUGGCCUUCUACCUUCCAGCAUUCGUGUUGAUGUUUCUACACUGGAGGAUGUAUCUGUCCGCAAAGGAGGCAAUAAAGAAGAUACAACCGUCUCACGACAAGACCAGGCAGCUGAUAAACCUCAGAGAGAAGAAACCGGCAAAGACCGUCCUCGCCAUCAUGGGCUGUUUCACCACCUGCUGGCUGCCUUUCUAUGUCAUCAACGUGGCCGAUCCAUUCCUCGACCACACAAUCAACCGCAACAUCUGGAACGGCACGCUCUGGUUGGGAUACAUGCAGUCCGUGAUGAACCCGUUUCUCCUUUAUGUCUUCAACAGGUCAUUCAGACACGCCUUCCGCAGAUUGUUUGUCAAAUACGGAAUACAGAAGGGUGCAUCCCAUCCAGGUAUGCAUUGGAGGAAUACGACGGAGACAACGUCUAGAAUGGCCAUUGUCUCGGGAAUGCCCGUCUCUGACAUUUCCAGUUCAGGGAGCACAUGGGAUUGUGGACCGAAUACAGUGAUUCUGAAGGAGCAAGUGCCAAACGCUAAUGUAGCUGCACCGGUUCGUCCUGCCCCCGUAAAACAAGUCUCUAAAACACGUUUUCACCAGGCAGCUUAUCUAAGAGGAACCUUUCAAAGUAAUCAAAGACGAAAUAGUAAAAUUAAUCGAAGACUAAAUAGUCAAAGACGAAAUGUGCAAGUGCUUCGUGGCAUGGCCAAGCGGAUAGUGACCCAACAAAAACAAGAUCCAAAAGGAAAAAGACGUGGUUCUGGUGGUUCGCUAGCCAAGGUCCCGAAGAAGGCAUCGUAGUCUAUAUAAUAUAUAUAUAUAACAGGUGGUUUUGAGUGUGUGUGUGUGUGUGUGUGUGUGUGUGUGUGUGUGUUUGUGCGUGUGUACGCGCGCCAGCCAACGUCUGGUUUCAGGCAUCGUAGUCUAUACAAUCUUGGGUUGGUUGGGUUCUUGUGUGUGUGUCGACAGCCAAGGUCCCGAAGCAGCCAUCGUAGUUUAUACAAUGUUGCGUUUUGUGUGUUUUCUGAUGAGACCCUAAAUAAGAAAAUCACCUUAAUGACUCUUUGCCACCAUCACCGAAUAUCCCAUUCUCAGCAUGAUGCCCAUACUCCUGUAGUUCCUCCCACCAGGAAACAGUGUUUUCGUAACAAAAAUGUAUUAUUUCUGAACACAAAAAUAGUGGUUGUUGCGAGGGGUUCUGUUGGGGUUGUUUUGUUAAUGAUCUUCUUUUUUUUCUUUUUUUUCUAAACACUUUUCCUUUUGUUCUUUCAUAAAAACAAACUUAAAUUAUUUACACAAAAACACAACAAUGUUUAUGGGGUCAGGCAAGGACUACUGUUGGCGAUUUGAAUCAAUCCAAAAUGGCAUUUUAGGGCUUUUAAAUUUUAAUCAUAUUAAUCAUCAUCAACAACAUCAUCACCACCACUGCCACCAUUACCACCAUCAUCAUCAGUUUAUUUUAUUUGUUUCAAAAUUUUAUUAUUAUUUAUGUUGCUUGACAGAGAUAAUUUUCACCUAAUUACAGAUCACCAUCAUAUUAUUCAGUUGUGUAAAACAAACUGCAAAGCAGCUGGACCUUUCACAUUCUACAAUGUAUGUUAGUCACACGGACACCGCAUUAAAGGGACAUUCCUGAGUUUGUUGCAAUUUUUAACAUGUUAUCGACUAACAGAGACUUUUUUAACGAUUGUUAUUACAUAAAAUAUUAGCGUCUG
This is a messenger RNA of Gigantopelta aegis, 3316 nucleotides long. Its product is annotated as 5-hydroxytryptamine receptor 4-like. The transcript has 3 exons. Gene Ontology annotation, cellular component: membrane; dendrite. NCBI's taxonomy places the organism in Eukaryota, Metazoa, Mollusca, Gastropoda, Neomphalida, Peltospiridae. Gene Ontology annotation, biological process: chemical synaptic transmission; G protein-coupled receptor signaling pathway, coupled to cyclic nucleotide second messenger. The record is from RefSeq and is a predicted model, not a curated record. Bases 1002 to 2402 code for a protein of 466 amino acids. Gene Ontology annotation, molecular function: neurotransmitter receptor activity; G protein-coupled serotonin receptor activity.